Molecule: messenger RNA, 1193 nt
Organism: Raphanus sativus (radish)
Lineage: Eukaryota; Viridiplantae; Streptophyta; Magnoliopsida; Brassicales; Brassicaceae
Product: protein MIZU-KUSSEI 1
Exons: 1
Coding region: 303-1094 (263 amino acids)
Biological process (GO): hydrotropism
Source: RefSeq, a predicted model, not a curated record
AUAUUUUCUGUUUUUGUUAAUACAUAUCUUCAUUUUCACCUUGAGAUCACCACUCAAAAUCCCAAUACCUUUUCUUAAAAAAGAAAACAAAAACGAAAUUUAGAAAAGAAAAAAAAAAUUCACGGAUAAGGAUUGAUAGGAAGAGGAAAAAAACAAUUCAAGAAGAGGAGGAAGAGAACUAAUAUAAUAACAAAAACAAACUUAACAUUUCUACAAGGACGUUGGUUGAUUAGUCGUCGGUCGUUGAAGGAAGAAGAAGUCUUUUCUCCUUCUUUCUUCACCGUACGAUCGUUGUCUAUACAAUGAGAGAAACAUCAAAGCCAAUGGCUACAAGCUCUUCUUCCUCCUCCAUCUCCUCAAUUCCUCCUUCGUCUCCAUCAUCUUCUCCAGCCACCACGACCACGCCGCCACGUCAGAACAAUCUCCUCAAGCCACCAUCUUCAAAAAAGAAGAAAAACAAAUCAAAUGUGUUCGGAGUCUUACGCACCGUGUUUCGCUCUUUCCCUAUCUUCACAACAUCAUCCCUAGCAUGCAAAAUCCCGGUUAUCAAUCCCGGUUUAGGCGUAGCAGAACCUCAUCACAACACGUCAAGAGUCACCGGCACGUUGUUCGGAUACCGUAAAGGCCGUGUAAGUCUCUCCAUUCAAGAAACCCCUAAAUGUCUACCUUCUUUAGUCGUAGAGCUCGCCAUGCAAACCACAACGUUUCAAAAAGAACUUAGCAUGGGGAUGGUUAGAAUCGCUCUCGAGACCGAGAAACAACCUAACAAUAAUAACAACAAGACAGAAAAGAGCACGAAUAUUUUGGAUGAACCGUUGUGGACAAUGUUUUGUAAAGGAGAGAAAACUGGUUACGGUGUGAGACGUGAAGCGAACGAUGAAGACUUAAGCGUGAUGGAACUGUUACGACCGGUGUCUAUGGGCGCAGGAGUUUUGCCUGGAAACUCGGAGUCGGAAGGACCAGACGGUGAAAUGGCGUAUAUGAGAGCUUACUUUGAGAGAGUUGUUGGGUCUAAAGAUUCAGAGACUUUUUAUAUGUUGAGUCCUGAAGGUAAUAAUGGACCUGAGCUUAGUUUUUUCUUUGUAAGAGUUUGAUUAAUUUUGUUAAUUUAAGGUGCAUGUAAAGGCCGGAGACGGUGGUUGACGUUAUAUACAUAUAGUAUCAUUUUAGUAUGAUUAAAUUAUAUUCUUCUC